This is a messenger RNA of Ostertagia ostertagi, 279 nucleotides long. The record is from the annotation of a GenBank genome assembly. Lineage: Eukaryota; Metazoa; Nematoda; Chromadorea; Rhabditida; Trichostrongylidae.
AUGGAGUUAAAUUUUCUUGACGUGCAGAAAUCAUUGGAAAUGGUCAAGAGAAUGGAAAAGAGAUUGGCACACUUCACCGAAACAUCGAUGAAGCACCUGGAGGCAUUGGAUGGUUUAAGCAUCAUUGGAGAGCUAACGAGCGAGGCACAGGCAGUACGAAACCGUGAGAAAAGGAAGAGCUUAAUUGAUGGAAUCAACACGCUGCUAAAUGGAAAUGACAAGCAUGUUCGACGAUUAGAAGAGUACAAAAAGAAGCUCCUUGGGGAAAUUAUUGAAUGA